GGUUUGUCAAGGGAAGCAGCAGCACAGCGGGGGCUGGCAGUAGUUAGGUUUAGUUAAGACGAAGCUGGUAGACUGUCCUCCUGUCAGAUCGGUUCAGAACCACACAGUGAACUCCAGAGGAAUCAGCUGAAGCGGAGAGACAUGGAGGAGACGGGCGGUGCAAGUGCGUACGGGGCUAAGCUCGCAGGAGGAGGCUUCGACUUCAACAAGUUUAUCCGACAACCGCAAACUAUUGUGCGCCUGCUCAGCUGGAUAUUUGCCAUGGUGGUGUUUGCCUGCAUCACGACAGAGGGAUACAUCAACCCUCUCCACAGUGCCAAAGCAAAGUGCAUCUUCAACCAGAAUGACUCAGCAUGUCAGUACGCUGUUGGUAUCGGGGUGAUUGCCUUCUUGGCAUGUGUGGGCUUCCUGGUGUUGGAUGUUUACGUGCCUUUCAUGAGCAACGCACAGGAAAGGAAGUAUGCUGUCAUGGCAGACCUGGGAUUCUCAGGGGCGUGGACCUUCCUGUGGUUUGUGUGUUUCUGCCUGUUGGCCAGUCAGUGGGGUAGCACUCAUGACGUCAGAGGUGUCCCCAUGGACGCUGCACGCGCCACCGUGGCCUUCUCAUUCUUCUCUAUCGCCACCUGGGGAAUCCUGACCUACUUUGCCCUGGGUCGUUUCCGCCGUGGUGUUAAUGAAGUUACCAUCCCAACCUACGCAGAACCGCCCCUGGAUCACCACACCCCCUACCCUCCAACCUAUGCCCCUACUUCCUACAACCCCACUACCUACACCCCCACCACUUACACAGCCUAUCCCAGCAAUAUGCCCGACAUUCACCAGCAGCCGCCCUUCACCCCAAACCCCCAGCCGCCAGGAGACGCCGGCUACCAGCCGCCCAACUACUGAGACAAAGGGAGGUCGCACACAAAGGGAGGGUGGUGUUCCAGGUCAUCUGUUGGUAGACUGGUUGUAGUUGCACUGCGCAGACCCAGAGCUAUAUCAUAUUGAUGUAGUUUUACAUUUGAUUUAACACAUUUUUCCAAGUGUUGUCAGAUUUGAGAACCUGAGCAGUGCAACUGCAAGUUAGAGAUGAGGGACACAGCGGUUUACGUAACAGUCUGUGUUCAGAUCUUAAGACAUCAGGCUGAUUGUUGAGAUUAGCACUGACGAUUGGGUAAUCUGACCAUAGACCUGUGUGCAAAGACGCAACUUUUACCUCAAAUGGGCUGAUCCUGAAGGGGCGAGGUAGUUGGAAUGUACAGUGUGAGGUCGAGGGUCACGUAAUGUGACGUUAUAAAGAAUACCUGUGACAGCUCCAAUCAGAGAGGAAGAAGCAAACACUUAAUGUUUUCCUCUUUACGCUCUGUUGGAAGCUGAUAUUGUGCAUUUGUACAUAGAUGUCACUAUGCAAAGUUGCCAUUUUAAUGGUUGUAUGUGCCUGAUUUUCUUUUCUUAUUUGCUUUUCUUUUUUCCCCUUUGGUGCAUUUAUGUUUAGGACCUAUAAACAAUUUGGGAAGCAUGAAAUUAAAUGAUUUUGUGGGAGUAGAGUUCAGUGGUAGACGACCACUAUAAAGCCAAAUGUCCCCCUGUGAUUUAGUUUUUUGUAAAAUGUGGGCUCUGUAGAGAUUAUGCAGUUAAGUUCAUAAGCCAUAUAACCAUAAAAUCUCCCUUGAAAGGUUUUGUAAUGUUUGUGCUACAGUAAAAUUGCCCCUGUGUCCCCUACCCUCAACUAGUAGUAUUUCUAAAACCACUCUAAUCAAAAAGUGUUAUUGAUGGUGACAUGAGAAACCAUCAAAACCCACAAUUUCUUUAAAUAAUUAUAUAAAAUUAUAAUUACAAUUUGAAAACGGGGUUUGUGUGCCAAUCUGUAGAGGCGUGUUGCCCUUUUAAACCUGUAGCUAACAUUGAGAUAGACGAGGAAGGAGCAUGUAGAUCACGCAUGUAUUGAAUAUGUUUAUCCUCCGAGCAUGUCCUCAUACUGAAGAGUAACUUAUUAACUACCAGCGGCAAUGCUUCCUCUUCAGCCUGUCAACACAACGGCCUCACACUUCCUCCAAGGCCUUGGUGACAUUUAGUUUUCUGAACACUGAUUUUUAUCUCCUGUUUACAGACUCCUUAAUCUGAACUGUUGAAGGCAGACUGCAGUGGGUAUGUCUUUACCAAUGACAGAUUGACACCUCAGCCUGUCCUUGAAGACUAGUGGUUUACUACGCUUUGUAAAACGUUUGUCAGUUUAACACCUCUGCCUUGAGUCACACUCAAACAUAUUGUCUCAGUGGUGUGAGCUGACUCUAGUUCUGUUAACCCAGAAAUGUAAUUUGGUUAUAUUUAUUAAACAUCAUGCUGGUAUGGUACCACAUUGGAGAUAUUUGUGCUAGUGGAAAGUCAUUGUUAUGUUAGUCCUAUAGAAAACAAGUGCAUAACUUACUGAAGCCAAAUGUAUGAAAAAACACUGCUGAUUUAUCUUUUGUGCGUUAGGGAGAGAAAUUAAACUUUUUAAAGGUUUUUGGGGAAGAAAGUUAAUAAAAUGUGGCACAGUCAAAUAUUGAAGUUAUAUCUAGGUUAAACAGCUGUGUAUCACAGCUGCCCUCACUGCUGUGCCUGAGUGAUUUUCUUUGCAAAAAUUGAUUUUCAUGCUCUGGAAAUUCAUUCAAAUCUGCUCUUCAGUGAGCAUUUAUAACCAGUGUACACUUCUGAUGGUGAAGACUGCAGCCCAUAAUUACCCUACUUGAAUUGUGCCACUGAUUUCUAAAUUGUGCCUCUAAACUGUGUCCCAUUAUAGUAUUGUACCAUUAACACAUGGCUACAUUCUGAUAUGUAAGCUUGGUUUAAUGUAUGUUUUGUAGCACACAUUGAAUUCUUUGCAAAUUAUUUGUUAGAUUCUUUUAUAUUUCAUCAAGCUUCAUGUUUUAGAUGUGAGGAGAGUGGAAUGAUUUGAAUAAUUAUGCCUACAAAUGUACAAAAUAUUGCUCAGAUUCUGGUUGGCUUGAGUUGUGUUUCUAUUGUUUCCAAGUACUUUUAUUUGACCACUGAGUUGUGAAAUUGCCUUUUGAUUUUGUCGUAUUAUAAUUUCAUGUCAUGUGUCAGAAGCACAGCAGCUUUUACUUGAGGCCUUUUGUUUAUGGAAUAAAGUCAUUCACAGGA
This is a messenger RNA of Morone saxatilis (striped sea-bass), 3126 nucleotides long. RefSeq names its product synaptogyrin 2b (gene syngr2b). The transcript has 4 exons. The record is from RefSeq and is a predicted model, not a curated record. Bases 142 to 888 code for a protein of 248 amino acids. NCBI's taxonomy places the organism in Eukaryota, Metazoa, Chordata, Actinopteri, Moronidae. Gene Ontology annotation, cellular component: synaptic vesicle membrane; neuromuscular junction.